Molecule: messenger RNA, 279 nt
Organism: Peronospora matthiolae
Lineage: Eukaryota; Oomycota; Peronosporomycetes; Peronosporales; Peronosporaceae
Source: the annotation of a GenBank genome assembly
AUGCGCCUAGCAAGUCUUGUGUUUGUCGCAGUGGCUACUCUGGCUGCAACUCGUAUGAGCACUACCGGAGCCGAGGAACUCAAUCUUCGGAGCGACGAAACGUUCGAUGAUGGGCCAACAAUGGAGGAACGACGAGGGGGCCGUGGUCGCCGUCGUCGCCGUGGUCACCGUCCAUAUAUGCACAAUGGUGGAAAUCAGGGGGCUGAGGAAAAGAAACCGAGUAUCGCAGAGCUCUUAGCCAAGGAUCUUCAAAACAGGGGCGGAAUAACGCCCCCUUAA